CAGAGAACCCCCCUGUCCCGCGUGGGCUGUGCCCGGGCCGUGUCAGGGAAUACGGCCCCUCGCUAGGUCCCCAGCAGCGAGCGAAGCAGCAGGCUCGAUGGGCUUGGGGAGGGGACGCUCAGCAAGUGGCGGGUUGGCCGGCGAGCCCCGGUAACGCCCCGCAGCCCGGGCUGGCAGACAGGUCCGAUCACACACGUUGCCUUCAAUCACUAGCAUGAAGCUGCGUCACGUGAGAUGUUAAAACCCGAACUGAACAAUGGAGAGUGGCUCUGGCGCUGGGGAUUAGCUGUGCCAACCCUCUGAAACGGCCCCCAGCACAGCAUAGGCUGGCCGCUGAGACAGCUCAGAGUUUUUACUCUAGGCAAAUGAUAAAGCCAGACGUAUUUACUACGUUAAUAAAUACAAGUAGCAGCUGGUGCCGUAUGAAUGGAGGUGGAGUUUUACAGAACACUUGGAUCCCUAUGUGUAAUGAAUGUCCUUAUUGAAAUGCGUAGGAGCAUGUGGGCAGAGGUAGCGUUGCAUAUAUGAAUUUUCAAAAACCAAGGACAGUUCAGUAAGUUUAGAGAAGAAAAGAGUCCUCGGGGUGUAACCUGGACUGUGGGACCUCUGAGCCCUCCAAACCCAACAACCUGGGGUGUCUCUAUCACACUGUGAUGCUGUGACAAGCUACAAACCUCUGACAGGCUGGGGCACUGGAUUUGCUAAAGGAGCUUAAGAAUAUACCUAUGACCCUUGAGUUGUUACAGAUGUUUCAGUUUUGGAGCAGGAGGAAGAGGGGAAAUUGGAAAAAUAUCCCUCUACAUGGAUAGACCCCUGAAUAACUUGGGAGUAUAUUAAAUCCACGAGAAUUGGUAUGUCAGUGAAUGCAAUACGCAAGCAAAGCACAGAUGAAGAGGUUACAUCUUUAGCAAAAUCUCUCAUCAAGUCUUGGAAGAAGCUGUUAGAUGGACCGUCAACUGAUAAAGACUCUGAAGACAAGAAAAAGGAACCUGCAUCUUCAUCACAAAACAGUCCUGAAGCAAGAGAAGAAAGCAGUUCCAGUAGCAACUCCAGCAUCAGGAAAGAGGAGGCUAAUGCUUCAUCUGAUUCCUUCAUCCCUUCUUUUCCUCGGGCUCCAAGUACUUCAGAUUCUGUACGAGUGAAAUGUAGAGAAAUGCUGGCUGCUGCUCUCAAAACAGGGGAUGACUACAUUGCUAUUGGUGCUGAUGAGGAAGAGCUGGGAUCUCAGAUUGAAGAAGCUAUAUAUCAAGAAUUGAAAAACACUGACAUGAAAUACAAAAAUAGGGUACGAAGUAGAAUAGCAAAUCUCAAGGACACAAAGAACCCUAAUCUAAGAAAAAAUGUAUUAUGUGGGAACAUACCUCCAGACAGGUUUGCCAAAAUGACAGCAGAGGAGAUGGCAAGUGAUGAGCUGAAAGAGAUGCGCAAAAAUCUGACCAAAGAAGCUAUCAGAGAGCACCAGAUGGCUAAGACAGGAGGCACCCAGACUGACCUGUUUACAUGUGGCAAAUGUAAAAAGAAGAAUUGCACUUACACACAGGUUCAAACCCGCAGUGCUGAUGAACCUAUGACAACAUUUGUUGUCUGUAAUGAAUGUGGAAACAGAUGGAAGUUCUGUUAGAAGAAACAACUGUCAAGACACCUGGACCAAUAUGAAAGAGGAUUUUGUAAUUAGUUUUAAGAACUAGGCCAGGCAUGUAGGUUCCUGCAAACAAGAAACUUUUUUUUUUUUUUAAAGCAGCAUACAUCCCUGGAGUUAACCUUUGGUUUUUGACACAACUUCCUUAAAUGCUUUCCUAUAGUUAAUAGUCAGUAGGGCCCGGAUGCUCAAUUGUAUGGUGUAUGUUUAAAAUAUUUUUUCAUUUUUAUAAGUAAGUUGACAUUAAACUUUUAUCAAUAAACUUUUGGUAACUGAAUUGUUUUUCUUAACUAUGUGAACAAUGUACUGUAUAUUUUUUUACAGUCUGAAACAUACCCACCAGACACAUUUUACCUCUCAACUAUGUUAAAAAUGUAUGAAUGAAAUUUGUAUUGGUUUCUUAUUGGCAUAUUCCUACUAAUUUUUGGGGAGGAAGGACAACUAACUUCAUUUUAAUUAUACCAAAUCUGCUGUGGUAUCUAAAUUGCAACUUGUUGGCUCUGUCUGGUUUGUACAUACCAUUUAUGAAUUAAUGCUUAAAUUCUGAUCAUGAAGUUUGGAACUUUGUUAAUGGAUCUAUUGACCUCUCUGUUGCAAUGCUUGGAUAAGUUUGCUUAUGUAACCAGCAUUGAUCAGUCCAAUUUAUUGUAUUGCCCUAAAGCCUGUACAUUACUACCACUAGAUUUUAUUUCUGGAGAAAUGACUUAAAUAGUUUGUUUAAAUUUGA
Messenger RNA from Mauremys reevesii (Reeves's turtle), 2366 nucleotides. RefSeq names its product transcription elongation factor A1 (gene TCEA1). Gene Ontology annotation, biological process: positive regulation of transcription by RNA polymerase II; transcription elongation by RNA polymerase II; DNA-templated transcription. NCBI's taxonomy places the organism in Eukaryota, Metazoa, Chordata, Testudines, Geoemydidae. Gene Ontology annotation, cellular component: nucleus. The transcript has 13 exons. The coding region runs from base 854 to 1621 and encodes 255 amino acids. Gene Ontology annotation, molecular function: nucleic acid binding; zinc ion binding. The record is from RefSeq and is a predicted model, not a curated record.